Molecule: messenger RNA, 1411 nt
Organism: Gallus gallus (chicken)
Lineage: Eukaryota; Metazoa; Chordata; Aves; Galliformes; Phasianidae
Gene: SDHD
Product: succinate dehydrogenase complex subunit D
Exons: 4
Coding region: 400-903 (167 amino acids)
Biological process (GO): tricarboxylic acid cycle; mitochondrial electron transport, succinate to ubiquinone
Cellular component (GO): mitochondrial envelope; membrane
Molecular function (GO): heme binding; ubiquinone binding
Source: RefSeq, a predicted model, not a curated record
GGAAAAAAACAAAGAAAUCGCACAAGAAAAAGCAAAAAAAGAGAUCACACAAAAAGAGAAAGAAAAAGAAAAAGGAGCAGGGAAGGUCAUCAUCAGACUCUUCCCAGGAGAACGAAUGCUCUGAAGAGGAGACUUCAAGCAUUCAGAAGGGGAAGCACAAGCGCAAGAAAAAGACCAGGAAAGUGCCUGCUAGGGAACCUACCUCUUCCUCUGAGCAGGAAAGUGACUUUUCCCAUGCAAGCAGCUCAACCACCAGCAGCUCUGAGGACAGUGAAUCUGAGGAGAAAAAAGAGAAACGCCUCACUAAAAAGAGAAAGAAACGUCACAACUCUGUGUCAGAGAGGCACAGUGAAGUAGCAGAGAAGAGGAGCAAGCGGAAGAACUGGAAAGUAGCCGCUGAUGAGAAGUCGGAGGAUAGCUCAGAGGAGGACUGAUGGGGAGAUGCUGAGCUUGGGCUGCGGCUUAGACAACGCGAUAGAGGACAGAGCUCUGCUCCGCGGGACCCUCCUCCGCCACUCCGCCGUGCUGACGGCCGCCGCCGACCGCAGCGCUCCGGCCCGGCAGAGCCAUGGUGGCGCCCCGCAGGGCCACGGCAGUUCCAAGGCUGCAUCCCUGCACUGGACCAGUGAGCGUGCGGUCAGUGCCCUCCUGCUGGGCCUGCUCCCCGCUGCCUACCUGUACCCUGGGCCGGCUGUGGACUACUCCUUGGCUGCAGCACUCACUCUCCAUGGCCAUUGGGGUCUUGGACAGGUAAUAACUGACUACGUCCAUGGAGAUACUCCUAUCAAAGUGGCUAAUACAGGUCUGUACGUACUGUCGGCCAUUACCUUCACCGGCCUCUGCUACUUCAACUAUUACGAUGUUGGUAUCUGCAAGGCUGUGGCCAUGCUGUGGAGCAUCUGAGAUGCAACAAGUUGCUGACAAACGUGAUUGUUCCUUGCUGCCUCUGCUUGACUAUAUUUUUAACAAGUUUAAUGCAAGAACAAUGAAUAACCAAGGGUCUGUAGUAUGUAUGUAUAGCAGCCAAUUCGGAGCUCAUGUUUCAGAAAUAAAUCCCCAUCUUUCUUUUGAUUUAUUGCUACAGCAGGAAAAAUCUUAGGAAAGGAGGAGUAGGUUUAAAGUGGGUAAUGUCCAUUGAAUUGAUUUAAGCUGCACUGCAAAUGGGAAUGGAUGACAUAAAUAACAAAGUACAGCUGAGGAUAGUUUCCUUGUACAGGCAGCUUCCAUGAGUGUUUUUCUGAAAUACUGUUUUCUGUUUUGUAAAGCAAACUCAGUGGUAAUCGAACCAUUAUUUCUGACAUCACAACUGAACUGUGUGUAAGGCACUCCCUGUAACUCUUCGGGCCCUGAGAGUUAAUGUAGAAAGGGGAAUACCUUUUUCUUAAUCCAUACAAUAAAGUAUUUGCAGAAA